AUGGCGGAUCAACUCACUGACGAACAGAUCUCCGAGUUCAAGGAAGCUUUCAGCCUCUUCGACAAAGAUGGCGAUGGUUGCAUCACUACGAAAGAGCUGGGAACAGUAAUGAGGUCACUAGGGCAAAACCCGACGGAGGCGGAGCUCCAGGACAUGAUCAACGAGGUUGACGCAGAUGGAAACGGCACGAUCGACUUCCCCGAGUUCUUGAACCUGAUGGCCAAGAAGAUGAAAGACACUGACUCGGAGGAAGAGCUGAAAGAGGCGUUCAGGGUUUUCGACAAGGACCAGAACGGUUUCAUCUCUGCUGCUGAGCUACGCCAUGUGAUGACCAAUCUCGGUGAGAAGCUGACUGAUGAGGAAGUUGAGGAGAUGAUCCGUGAGGCUGAUGCUGAUGGAGAUGGUCAGAUUAACUAUGAAGAGUUUGUCAAGAUUAUGAUGGCGAAGUGA
This is a messenger RNA of Microthlaspi erraticum, 450 nucleotides long. NCBI's taxonomy places the organism in Eukaryota, Viridiplantae, Streptophyta, Magnoliopsida, Brassicales, Brassicaceae. The record is from the annotation of a GenBank genome assembly.